CUGCAAGUCUUGCAUGAAGAGGUGUUUGACAAAUGCAAAACAACACAGGCUGGAUGCUCGUGUCCCUCAGCUGUUUGCAUCACAAACGAGCCAAAAGUUGCAAGGAGGGGACUCCUGCGUACGGAAGAGACACUCUACACACGCCUACAACUUUUGGUUUUCAGCUGCAACAAUGGACGCGAUGGACAGCUCGGAUGUGGAUGCGAGUCAGGAAAGGAUGAGAGCCUACGAACAGAAGGUCUUUGUCAACAGAAGCCUGACGCUGGAAAACAUCAAAUGCUAUGGCUUUGACAUGGACUACACGAUUGCGAUGUAUAAGUCUCCUGAUUACGAAAGCCUCGGCUUUGAGCUGAUAAGAGACAGAAUGGUGUCUGUUGGAUACCCUCAUGAGAUUCUACGCUACACGUAUGACCCCAGCUUCCCCACACGUGGUUUAGUGAUCGACACCACAUACGGGAACCUCCUGAAGGUGGAUUCAAACGGGAACAUUUUAAUCUGCAGUCACGGCUUCCUCUUCGUCGAAGGGGAUGAAAUUAAAAAAUACUACCCAAACAAGUUCAUUCAAAGAGAUGACACCGACCGUUUCUACAUACUGAACACUCUCUUCAAUCUCUCAGAGACGUAUCUCUACACCUGCCUUGUGGACUUCUUCACCAGAUGCACCAGAUACACAAACCUCCAGAACGGUUACCAGCACGGCGACUUGUUCAUGUCCUACAGAAGCAUGUUCCAGGAUGUCCGAGAUGCAAUGGACUUCAUUCAUGAUAUGGGGUUACUGAAAGAUCGAACCAUCAAGAAUUUGGACAAAUAUGUUGAGAAAGAUCCAAAUCUCCCUGUGCUCUUGACCCGGAUUAAAGGAGUGGCCAAGGUCUUCCUCGCCACCAACAGUGACUACAACUACACAGAGGCCAUCAUGAAAUACCUACUUGAAAGUAAUGUUAAGACUGGAAAUCCUAAAAUAUCCUGGCGCUCCUUUUUCGACCUGGUCGUCGUUGACACCAGAAAGCCGCUGUUCUUUGCAGGGGGGACUGUGCUCAGACAAGUGGACACGGACACAGGAAAGCUCCGGAUCGGGACGUACACAGGCGACCUUCAACAUGGAACUGUGUACUCCGGAGGAUCUUCGGACAUCGUCUGUGAUCUGCUUGGUGUCAAAGGUAAGAACAUCCUCUACGUCGGCGACCACAUCUUUGGCGACAUCCUCAAAUCUAAGAAACGUCAGGGCUGGAAGACUUUUCUAGUCGUACCGGAGCUCACCAAGGAGCUGCAAGUGUGGGAGGAGAAGAAAAAUGUGUUUGAGGAGCUGAAACGUCUCGACAUCUUCUUAGCUGAGCUUUACAAGCAUCUGGACAGCGGCAGUCAAGAGUGUCCCGACAUCAGCAGCAUUAUGAUUAGAAUAAAGGUGCUGACCUACAGGAUGGAUAUGUCCUAUGGCCAGAUGGGCAGCCUCCUGCGCAGCGGCUCCAGGCAGACGUUGUUUGCAAGUCAGCUGAUGCGUUAUGCAGACCUAUACUCGUCCUCCUGCAUCAACCUGCUGCACUACCCCUUCAAUUACCUAUUCAUGGCUCCCCCAGUCCUGAUGCCCCAUGAGGCGGUGUCUGAAAACGCAGCUGAUCUGGCUUCGUCAGCUCUCACUGUCACCAACAAUGUGUUCAGGAUGAAGUGAAACUAAGUGCUGACUGAGCUGUGUCUUCUCAUGUAUCAUAUGGAUAACUCUCAGUCGAUGAAGGUGACUAUUUGCUCCCACGCUUGUAUAAAAGCUUUGAUGCAGCCAUGACGUGCCUUCUCUACAAAAACACAACAACAAUAACGUAUUGCUCCACCUAGUGGAUGUGAAUAGCUAUGCCAUGUAAAGUUUCCUCAAUGAAUGCAUAACGAAGCAUGACAAUAAGCCAACAGACUCAGGGUUACUGUAUAUAUGAGUGCAAAUAUGUCUUAAUGUGCUGUUACAUGUAGUAAUGUAUAUGCACUGUCGUUCUCAGGUUUGUGCAAUGGUUUUAAAGGAUUUAUUUAUUUGUGGUUUGUGCAACUUCCGUUGAAUUUCAAUAAAUCAUUUGUAUGAUU
This is a messenger RNA of Larimichthys crocea (large yellow croaker), 2064 nucleotides long. It is a transcript of the gene nt5c2l1, whose product is annotated as 5'-nucleotidase, cytosolic II, like 1. The record is from RefSeq and is a predicted model, not a curated record. Lineage: Eukaryota; Metazoa; Chordata; Actinopteri; Sciaenidae. Gene Ontology annotation, molecular function: 5'-nucleotidase activity. The transcript is spliced from 19 exons. Bases 14 to 1666 code for a protein of 550 amino acids.